Messenger RNA from Asterias rubens (European starfish), 768 nucleotides. RefSeq lists its product as uncharacterized. Lineage: Eukaryota; Metazoa; Echinodermata; Asteroidea; Forcipulatida; Asteriidae. The record is from RefSeq and is a predicted model, not a curated record. The coding region runs from base 78 to 689 and encodes 203 amino acids. The transcript is spliced from 3 exons.
UUGUGCACCCACGCUGACUCGACUCUCUAUAUACAGCAAUCGCGCAAUCAACGACGUACAGAAAAAUUAUCAACAAAAUGGAUUCCGACAGCGAAGUUUCCAGCGAUUUAUUUUCUGAAUCAUUGGGAUCAUCAUCGGGCGAUGAUAUCACUGAAGAGGAAGUAGGAGAAGUCGGGGGAGUCCGUGCUAUGCAGCCGUACAUGUACGAGCCAGAACGUGGCUCCGAUAGCGACAGUGAUAAUGAUGUUCCCCCAGCAGUGCGGGACGACGACGACGACGUUGAAAACAGACUGGGAAACUCCCAAUGGUGCCUGUGUGGAUGCUGUGUGGCAAUGCCAACAGUCAAGGAGAGCAUUUGCUGCAAGGAGGUCGAAAGGGUUGUUGCCAAGAUGGAUGAAUUUGUCUUGGAUGUCGAUUGUAUAACCGAGCACCCAGGUUUUUCGGCAGUAUGCCUUAAUUUAUGGGUUUUGGAAACCGCAUUGUGGGAAUACAAUCAGGCCUAUAAUCCACCGGAGCAGGAGGUAACUCAAAAUCAAAAAAAUCGUCAUGCUGCCUACAGACAGUUGGUACGCUGGAUAUGGCACUUCUUGGGGAAGGAAGUGAGAGUGCCAUUGCCGUCCUGUGCGGUGAACAGGAUCCGGCAAGCCUUUCCAUCAGACGUUUACAAAGGUUUUAAAGAAAUUGAGUAGUUUAAUUUUAACAAACCAAAGGCAAACAUGUCACUACACUGUACAUAUGUAGAUUGAAACAAAAUAAGAAACUUAAUAA